GAGAUAAUUAGGUGCGAGUUGCUCAUUAACAUUUCUUUUGUUUCCAAGGGUGGGAGAGGUCUGAGGUGUGAAUUGGUCAUUGCAGUGUGUGACCAGCUUGGUAGGAACAUCCUGUGUACAGUGUUUUGUCCAUCUGAGUACCUUGAAAACGCGUUGCAUGCAUUUUUCAUGAUGAAAAAGGGCUCUGGACGUGCAUUUACAAGCAUUUUGCGUUUGAAACGCUGAUAAAAUCAACUGAUGAACGUAAGUUUUCUGCGUUCAAAAAAACGACUGUAAACUCAAAUAUCUGUAAACAACUGU
Molecule: messenger RNA, 300 nt
Organism: Staurois parvus
Lineage: Eukaryota; Metazoa; Chordata; Amphibia; Anura; Ranidae
Source: the annotation of a GenBank genome assembly